GGGAUUACAUUACUCCUUGAUUCAUACAUAAAAGUGAUCGAAUGACAGCAAUCAUGAAAGGUAGAUUAAGGUAUCGUUAUCUUUUUUUUCAGUUGUUUUACGCCAAAAGACAAUUCUCAAACAUCUAUAAUCUUUAUCGGUUAAUGGUUUAUGUUUCAUUUUACUUUUUAAGCCUAAUUUGGUCACACAGUAUGACGAUUCUAUUCGACAACAAAAUAUGCAACAUUUAUCGAAUACUCAUAUAGCAGAAAAUAAUAUGGUUAGUAAUUCAUUACAUCAGUCGAGACCGGACCAUGUACAGUCUCGUAAGUAUUUAAAAAUUGCAUGGUUAUAAGUGUAUAAAUUUUGAUUCAGGAUUAUAUGUAUGUACUUAAAAGCCUGGAGUUAUACAACCGUAGAUAUGCAACAUUACUCAUGCCUUAUUUUUAAUUGGUAAGACGAAGUGUUCAAAUGAGAUAGUUCAAUUCACAAGUAGAUUUAUCACCUAAAUUCUCACAAUUCUCUUGAAAAUAGUUUCAAAUGUCAAGUUCCCCCUUGACGCAAGUAACUUUUUGUUGUACCUGUGAAUAAGAAUCUCACUACAAAACAACCAUUUUUUUAACAAGUUAAAUAAAACGUGGUUCAGAUGUUUAUAUUGUAUACUAUAGUAAGGUCAUGAAAUAUUCGAUGUGAAAAUCGUUUACAAUGUGACUACGACGAAGUAUUAGCUAACCGCUUUCUUCUUACAAAAUAAGUAGUACAUAUCAGUAAGAUAACCCAGUCGAAGUUUGUGUAGAUUUCAAAUAGUCGUAUAGUUAAUGGAAACGUUAAAUAAAAGGCAUCCACAGAUAACCCCAAACAUUAUGACUCAAUAAGCGUUCAUCUUUGUUGGGGUCAAGCUGCAAGCGGUAUCGACAGCUGAUUAGAUAUGAAAUGCCAUGUAUUUAUCUGUUAACCAACAAUGACUAUGCAGUAGCCGACCGUAUUCUGUCUCCUGUCGGCAUAAAACCUCAGCUGCUAAUCUUCCCUCAUGAGCUCCAAAAACUUUCCUUCAAAGUUAGUCUUAUAUCCCAUUUCUAAUCAGUAUAGUGCUAUUGCUAAUCCAUUUUCGAGCUUCUUAAGUUCUUCUGAGAAUUUCAAAGUUUUUCUUUGCCAUGGCAUUUAGCUCCCACCACCCUACUUAUAUGGUGACUUACUUCAUAGACAGUCUUGUUUUCACUCUUUUGAUAUCCUAUACUUCACUUUCAGUAAUAUCUAUAGCAUCACUACCUUGGAUAUAAACUUUUUAUCAUGCAUAUUUAGAAUCUUUCUUAUCCUUUCUGAAGUUUCUUUAGGAUACGCCAUGACUUCAGUGUUUUUUCAUUCCCUAGGUGAACACUCUAAUUUAGCUUUUCUUUCAUUUUUACUAUGAUGAUUUAUUGGUCGUAUAUAUCGGGCAUACUAGAUACCAAAUCGAAACAAAACUGGUUUUCAAAGUUAUUUAUAGAAUUCCAUUGCGCUCGCCCCGUGAUUCCUUAAAUCGUAUUUUUACGCACAGAAGAAGCUAUAGAAAUACACAAAUAAAUUUAAUCUUUGUAUACAAGAAACGUUUGUGCAACCACACAAUUUACUCUGACCUUCUACUUAAUUAUAAAUAAAUAAUAUAUUUUUAAUAUCCCAAAUCAUACCUUGGUAACGAUACUUACUUCUACUUAAUUAUUCUUACUUUUCUCAAAAUUUUUUUUAAUUUUGUCUAAUUUUAAUUUCUAAUCCUAUUUUUACUUAAUCCGUUCUCAUAAUCUGGCUGUGUAGUUUUUAUGCCAUCCGUUUUACUAGCUACUUAUAUUUUAUGCUUACAAAUAACACUAAACAUUCAUAUUCAAUUGCUUAAUUUCAAGCUUACUCAAUUCCUUCCACUUUAUUCUUACGUAACUAGUGUUGCAGUAAGUCGCAUAUUUUGUAAUUUUAUGUUUUAAUUUUAAUUUCGUAUCAGUCAAGUUACGGACUACUAUCUUUGGAGAAAAUAUUGAUAUUGUCAAGCGGAUCACUAUUUAUUUAGUAUUGAUUUUAUACUUAAUCAUAAAACCAAAACUUCAUGACAAGUUAGAAUUUUUAACAGGCAGCACAGUAUAAUACAAAUUUGUGAAUUACGUUUUCCUUGUGUAGUCUAAAUGCUGAUCCAUAACAUAUACACUGCCUCAGUUUAGCAAACUUUUCAGUUGUACAGAGGGAAAACUCAAUAAAAAUAGUUUAUUAUUAAACGGACAAGUAUGAAAACGAUAUCGAACAAAGAAAAAAUGGGUAAUUCUACAUUAUUUCGACAAGAAAAUCGGGAUAGACAGUGUGAUACAAUCUGAACAAUUUUUCUUUUCUCUUAAUAAACCAAAAAGCUAGAUGGUUUUUGUUGUGCCGUCGUUAUAACCAGUCUCCUUAUAAUCCAUAAUCUCAACUUGUAUGAUAAUUAAAUUCACUAAUUAUGGCUAUUCCGUGUCAUAAUUAAUCAUAAUUAGCUUAGUGUAAAGUAAGUUUGCAUGUUACUCCCACUGUAUACGUUGUUUUGAGUAGUCUCCUAUUUUAACUUAUGCUCCUUACUAUCUAAUUACUUCCUGACAAGCAUAAUUCACUUAUCGAUAAGGGUUUUUUAAGUCAUCCUAAUUCUUGUGAAAAUCCUUUUCCUUUUUGUAGAAUACUCACACACAUGUAAUAUCAACUCAACAAAAUCCCUUGUUAUAACAAGUCGUCCUGUUGGCGGUCUCUCCUAUUCUCGAACAACAACACGUUUAGGAACAGCAUUUCAAAGCAAUUUAACUGUUCCAACUAUAGUUGAAGAAGAAGAAGAAUAUUCGGUAGAUUCUGAAAGACAACUUCCGAAUUUGCCGGAAUAUGAAACAGAACACCAAUUUAUCGACAUGUUAAAGUCUAGAACUAAUCCUGUGCUUAAUAAUAAUAUUGAUAUUAAUGAAGCAAAUGAAGAAGAUUAUCCACUUCUACGUAAAGAUUAUGUUUUGGAAAAAGAUCAAACAUCUGUCCAAAAAUGCGGUGUACUACAUGUGAAUACAAUUAAUAAUGAUAAAUGUAAUCCUAGUUCAAAUGAAUUACACUUGUCUAAUCUUCAAUUUCAUUCAAAUGAUAAUCCAUUAAUAACAAAUAACCAUUCUAUUCGUGGUCUACCUAAACCGGAUGUAAUUCGUUGGCUUGAAAAUACUCGUGAUGCUACUAUGAGUAAUAAUUGUCAAGUUAUAAGUAAAUCUGGUUUAUCACAUCUUUCAUCAUCUGCAUCAUUAAAUCAAUCAGAUUUCAAUACAGAUGAUCAUCAACCAAUUAAUGAAGUACCUGAAAAAAUAUCUUUGAAUAUCAUUGAAUCACCUUCAGUGAAUAAAUCUCAGGAAUCAAUAAAUAGUAAAGACUCAGUAGUGACAAUUCGUCUGAUAAAUACUAAACGUGGUGAAAAUUUAGGUAUACAAAUUAAACCUGUCUUUUCGGAUGUCUUUAACUCUAACAAUGAUAAUUGUUCAGAUAAUAAUAGCGGAUCAAGAAUUGAAUGUGGUCUUGAAGUUCAUUGUAUUUUACCGAAUGGGCGUGUAGCACGUGAGCAAUGUUUAUCUGUUGGAGAUCGGAUUUUAAGUAUUAAUGGAAUUUCAUUAAGCGGUAUACCAUUUGAAAAGGGUCGUGAUAUAUUUCAAGAGGCAUUAAAUGAACCAGAAAUAAUACUUCGUGUACUUCCUCAUUCAGCCUACCAAUACAGUUCUUCACUAUCUAUACAAAACAUUGAUAAAAUAAACAGGACAACUACAGAGAAAUCAGAGAAACCUUCAUGUGGUCUAAUUGUUAUCGUAUCCGAUCCAUUGUCUAAAGCUAAAGAAGUUGAAAUAAAAUCUAAUUCAAAUCAGUUAAAACCUAUACCACCACCACCACCUCGUCGUUCUCCCAACACUGUAUUAACUCGUAUUCCAGAAGGAAUUAUUAAACCAUUAAUUGACGAAUUUUUAAAAGAGAAAAAACAACAAGAAAAUAAUAAUAAUCAAUUACCAUCAUCACAAGAAUUAACAAAAUCUGUUGUCAACUCAGAAACAAAUAUUGUUAAUAAUAGUGAUGAUUUGCACACAUUUACUUAUCAUACAAUUCAUUUAUGCAAAGGUUCUAAUGGAUUGGGAUUUAGUUUAACUAGUCGUGAUUCAUUGACAUCAUCGGGUCAAAAAGUUAUCUGUGUGAAAAAUAUACUACCAGGUGGAGCAGCUCUAAUCGAUGGCCAAUUAAAACCUGGUGAUCUUCUAAUGAAGGUUGAUAAUAUUGAUGUGAAUGAAAUUGGUCAAGCACAAACUGUUGCAUUAUUACGAAGUAAACCUGUAAAUACUUUUGUUACUUUAGUUGUCAAACGAUCAAGAAAUAAUUCCCAUAAUGCAGAUAUCAAUAAUAAUAAUAAUAAUAAUAAUAAUAAUAAUAAUAAUAAUGACCAUAAUCUUGAUCAAGCAUGUCUACCUGAUUUGAAAACUAUGCAACCAUCUGUUAUCUGUACAAUAGCAUCAAGUUGUUGUAUAAAUACUGUAAAUGAACAACCAACAAAAUCAAUAUUAUCUUCAAUAUCCUCAUUACCAUCAACAUCACAACUAAUAACACAACAACAUAAUGAAAGAGUGAUUGUGGAACAACCAUCUAGUCAUGAUAUAAAAAUACCUGAUAAGCUACCCGAAUGGAAUUGUUGUUCAUCCGACAUCUCUCAAAAACUCCAUCCCCUUCCACCUUCACAUCCUUCAUAUAAACUUCAUGAAAUCGAUUCAUCUCACUGGUCAAUUUAUUUAUUGAAUAUACAUUUACCUUUGACAAAAGUCAAUGAAUCCGAUAAAAUUACAAAAAUACGACAAUAUACAGAUUCUACUGUACAUCAAUCAACAGUUAAACGAUAUACAGGUAAUCCUGUCACCUUAGGUGUAAGUGUAUCAGUAAGACGCUUGUCAAAUAAUUUGUGUGUUAAUAGCAAUGAUGCCCUUAGUGGUGGACUCAGUAGUUCUACUACUGCUACUGCUAAUACUACUGUUACUGUUAAUGAAAAACAUUCAAGUGUACAAAUUGAUAAAACUAAUGAUUCACAAUGGAAUGCUGUCUUUGUAAGAACUGUAAUUGAUGGUGGUCCUGCUUAUCAAGAUGGACGUUUACAAGUUGGUGAUCGUUUAUUAACUAUAGAUGAUCAAAAUUUAUCUGGAUUAUCUACUACUGAUGCACUUAAUCGUCUAAAAUCUGUUAUUGCAAAAGAUUUGAAUGAAUCUCCUCAUCCAUGUGUUCAUCUUUUGAUUGCUCGACCUCGGGAUGGAAUUGAUCCAGAUAAUUCUUAUACAAAUUCUAUGGAAAAUAAAAGUGAGAAUGCAAUGAAUAAAAUCACCAGUUCUAAUCAGCGUAAAUCUUUCUCGGAAGUGGCAACAAAAGAAUCACAUAAUGAUAAUAGUGCUAAUUCAAAACCGCUACUAGUCUCUGCUGUAGUACACUCAUCGGAAUCUGUUUCAAUGGCCGGGGGGAAUUCACAUGAUUCAUGUAAUCCACCUGGAAAAUACUCUUUAUCAUCUAAUCAUCUUGCUGUAACCAACUUAUCACCGUCAUCAUCGUCACAACAUCUACAAUCACAAAAACAAUCCACCAAUCUCUCUAACACCUCUUAUCCUCUCUGUCUAAUUCAAAAUUCUCAGUCCAGUGAAGAAAUGUCAAAAACUUUGCAUUUAAAAUCAAAUACUUAUAAUUCUACUGUAAAUGUCGAUAAUUCCUAUGCAAAUACUACCAAAUCUGCUUCUUCAUCAUUAUUAAUAUGUAAUACAAAGACUAAUGUAAACAACGAUGAAAAUAUUGAUGUCAAUAGGACUAAUCAUCAUGAUGAUGCUAAUAACUGUAAUACUGUUACUAAUUCCCUCAUUAUUAAUAAUAGUUUUCAAUGUGAUUCAAAAACAGUUAACAUUGAUUAUUGCGCGGUGAAAAAAGUUCAAAUCCCUGUAACUUCCUGCUCAACUCUUAAACAUUUAGAUUCCAUUCCUUCAUCUAAUUUAAAUGGUAAAUCUGAGCAUAGCCAUCAUCAUUAUCGUCGUCGUCAUCAUCACUAUCGCGAUAAUGAAAAAUUCUAUCUUAAUUCAAAGAGCUGUUAUAGUAAUUUAGAUCAAGAUUCAAAAAAACGAUUAUCGAAUUACUCAUCGUCAUCAACAGAAAUAUUAUGUAAUUAUCAACAUAAUUUAUGUAAAUACCGAUCGAAUGAUAACAUUGUUAUUGAUGAUGAUCAUGACAGUGAUGAUGAUAUGGAUCGUGAUAAGUCAUCGAUGAUAUGUUAUCAAUACUUAACAGAUGAUUCCGAUUUGAAUUAUGAUGCUACUCCUCCUCUGUCGGAUCCUGAAACUGAACGUUAUAGUUAUAAAUUAGAUUUACUCAGUGAAUUAAGUCUUUCUUCAGUCUCUGGCGCUGCUGGUGACCAAAUAUUAAAUAUGAAUAUUCAGAAAAAUCCAAUAACCAAUAAAUCCACUUUACAUAAAUGUUACUAUACACAUGGUAAAUAUUUAAUUGAUAAGAAAUGUAAAUAUCGUGUUGUAUAUCGUCAACCGAGAAUAGACUUUAGUCAAAUGGUACUUGUACCAUUUGAUCCAGCCUCAUGGAAUGGUCCAGUGUUAAAACCGAGAACAGCGUUGAACUCAGAAGAACUACAACUUAUUGUCGAUAUGCCGAAUUCAUUUUCUUCUUUACAAAAUAAUAAUAAUCAUGUUGAACAACAACCUGAUAAAAAUAUAGAAAGAAGAGGGCAUGAUUCCGUUGUUGAUGUUGAUAGUAUGUGUAAUAAACAAAAUGCAAAAUGUAUCGAUAAUGAAACUGUUCGUGUGAGAAAAACACAUCCAAAAACUGUAAUCAGUAAAUUAUUCAGUCUAGUUAAAACAACUACUCAUCGACGUACUAUUGGUGAUCAGAAUACAAUAUCAGAUUUCGAAAAUAAUACAGAAUCUCAAUUACCUACAGAUGAUAACGUUCAAACAAUCUUAUCUAGUGAAAAUGUUAAUGAUAUUGAAAAAAGAAAUAAUUGUUUAAUCAAUUUGCCAUAUAAUACAAAUACACUUUCAACCAUGCAAAAUAAUUUAUAUGUAGAAAGUUCAGCAAAGAAUUUGCUUAAACCUCAAUCGGAUCAGUCAAUCGACUUACAACUUUGUGCAAACAACAAAAUUACUAAUCCUAUCGAAAGAUCAUCACGUUCAUCUUGUUAUGCAACACUUCAUGAAAGACUUGAACCUCCAAUCCAUAUCUAUGAUACUGCACAUAAUAUUCAAAUAAAUAACACUAAUGAUCACAAAUCUGAUUUAUCGAAUCCAAGUAAUGAACAAGUAACAUUACUAGAUGCGAAAUAUCCCUCUUCUUUUGCACCUCAGUCUAAUAUCAUUCAAACAACUACAGAAAAUGUGGUUGUAAAUCAACCUGAAGAUACCAGUUUAACACAAUUACAAACAACAAAGUAUGCUGAUUUAUCGUUUUUACCAAAUUCAUCUUUAAAUAGUCCGUUAUCAUGUAUGCCAUUAUUAUUGACAGAUACCACAAGUCAGUCACUCCACAAACCCCUUCUGAUAAUUAAAGAGUUAACAAGUCAACAACAACAGCAGUCACAACAUCGUUCCAUCUCUUCUUCUAACCAACAUCAUCUCACUAGUUUAUCUAAAAGUGCUGUGAAUCGUCUGUAUGAUAUUGAAAUCAGCUCAUGUUCAACUGCUUAUGAAUCAGUUAUGGAGUAUACACCAACUUGUGAUGAAGUUACUUCCAAACAGAAAACAACCAGAGAAGUUUACGAAGAUGCUGAAGUAUUAUAUCGACACUUAUCUGAUUUGAAACAAUCAAACAAUUCUGAUAUACAAACAACAGUAAUAGAUUCAUCUCAUUAUCAUUAAUAAUUUUUUUUACAAUCUUCAUAUACAUACAGUUUGUACACAAAUUAUUAGUUCUCUGAAUCAAAAAUAUUAUCUGUGUAUGUGUAUUGUCACAAAAACAAUAUACCUUAUAAAAUUCUAUAUUCAAACAUCACUUCCUAAUUCUUUCUACAUUCAACUAUCUAUAUAUUUAUUGACAUUACUCUCGUUAGUACUGCGAUUACUGUUUAUUAUUAUUAUCGUGAUAAUUAACACAUAUUCUUAAUCAUUAUUCAAGAGACAAAAAUAUAAGAUUCUGUGAUGAUGGCGAAUACCUAAUAAGCAUAACGCAAUUCAACUUAAUGCUUAUAUGUUAAAUGUGAUGAUAAUCGUUUUUAUGCAUUUGUUUUGUGGAACAUAAUGGGAUUUAUACAGAAUAGAAAUAAUAAUGCUACAAAAAAAGAUUAAGGUAGGCAGGGUUCGGUAAUCAAUGUGGAUUCAUAUGUUAUAUGCAUUUCAUACAUUUUUGUCCCGUUAUCCUAUUAUCAUUAUUUUUCUUUUAUUAUUACUAACUUCAUCACUAAAAAUAUUUUAGCAUUUAUUAUCUUAAUUAUAAUGAUAAUGACGAUCACUAUCAUUAUUAAGAAAGAAUAUUCUUUCAACUGUUUUCGUUUCUAUGCACACCUCCUACAAACGAACCAACCACCAAGACACGUGACUGUCUACAAUGGUCGGGUAGAUUUGUUUUCCUUUUUCUCUUUUGAUAGUUGUAUUUUCACGGCUAAAAGUGCAACUUUGAUAAUAAUAAUAAUAAUAAUAAAGAUUAGAACAAUGAAUAACCUUGUCUCGUAAAAAGAAAUUGACGUAUUAUUUGUGAAAAAUUCUCUAAAACAUUUUUUUCCAAUGUGAAUAAGAGGAUGAUUGAUGAUAGCGAUAUGUUAUGUUGUAUCAGAAAGUGCUGUGAUUCUUUUAACUUAAAAUUACAUUUAACAUUAUUAUCACUUUUCGUAUCUUCCGUUGACGUGAUCAGAAUUACACAAAAGCCAACUGUAAACUAUUAAUAUACCAUUAUAACUCGCAUUUCACUCUCCAUUAUACUUCAUGAAAUGUUUGUAAUUCUAUAUCUCUUCGUUUUUUGUUUUGUUUUCAAUAAGAUGAUAACCUCGCAUUUAUUUCACAACUAUGUUCUUUUAUAAUCAGCAUUUACUCUGACAUAUAUAUUUAACAACGAUGAUCUUAUUCAUACAUGACUUCGUUUACAGUUUUUUUUUGUGUUACUUUACAAUUUACAAACCCAAAAACUACUUGAAACUCAUAGAUUAAAAAUAAAGCAUUUGAUAAUUUUUUUUAUUUGUCUACUUACAUUUUACUGGUAAUAUAGUAUCUAAAUCAAUGUGAAAUUUGGAUACUGUGUAUUUUUGACCUGUAUUUCCAAAAGAAUUCUUCGACUUACAUUCCAAUGGUAACUUAAUUGUCAAGGAUUUUUAUACUGUACUUCCAAUUACGCUUGUGAUUACGAACGGCCACAUUGUUCAAGUGCUUAGGUCUGGUUGACUGUGUUAAUCUUUAUUUCCUUAUAUCCACCAAGGUAAGUUUCUUAAAAUGUUCUCAAUUGGAAUGGAAUAUCGGCUUCUUAAACACAAAAGGGAUGUCGCGAAACUAAAUUAACUACAUGCACAACAAAAUUUAGCAUAAUUGUUGUCUCAGUUGUUUGAAAUGAAAUGUACUCAUUAUCAAAGAUACACCAUACCUCUCAGCACACUUCGACAAUUUCUAGCUUCAUUGAGAUGCCAAUUUUCAUAAAAUAUUCUUUCUUUAAACACGGCAGCUUUUCUGAAACGCACUUUAACGAAAAAAGUCAAGUAGAGAGUAGACUGCAUUUUCACAUGCGCAGUCCUGAGCCAUACAUAUGUGGACUGGUGUCACUACCUAUGAAAGCCCACUAACCAUGGCAAUUCAUUUUGUGGAACAAAGGGAAGCUUAUGGAAUAAGUGAUUAAGAUUUUAUAGGUUCAUUCACAGACCGACAGUUGUAAACCACGAAGAACUAGUAACAACUCAUACAGCUAAAUAUCGAUAAAAAAAAACAAUAAAG
Molecule: messenger RNA, 9902 nt
Organism: Schistosoma curassoni
Lineage: Eukaryota; Metazoa; Platyhelminthes; Trematoda; Strigeidida; Schistosomatidae
Source: the annotation of a GenBank genome assembly